UCUACUGUACUCUUUAUUCUAUGAUCUGUCUAAUGUCUAUACUCUAUUGAAUUUCCUAAAUUCUAGAACCAUUCGGCAUUCCGAUUAGCAAUAAAUUGCAAAAUAAUAAAGCCGGUAUUUUCUAAAUUGAAUAUCAGGUAAAAUAGUUAUAAGAAGUUGUAAACAAAAGAAGGUAAAAGGAGUUUCGUUUGUAUUAUAAAACACAUUCCUCUUUAAAAUGACCCACGAUCCUGAAAAAUUUGAUUCCAUGCUUCUUGCUAUGGCACAGCAACAUGAAGGGGGAGUUAAAGAUUUAUUGGAUACAAUAGUAGGAUUUCUAGCAAGAAAAACUGACUUCUUUGUUGGUGGAAAGGAAGGUGAAUGGGAAAAGGUGGUUAAAGAUACAUUUUACAAACAUUCCGCUAAGGCUAGAGAGGAGAAAGAGAAGAUAAGAAGAGAAAAACUGGAAGCUGAAAAGAGACUUAAAGAAAUUCAACAGAAAAAAGAACAAGAACGUCUAGCUAAAGACUUUGAACCAGCAACUGUUACUGAAUUAACUGAUCAGGAGGCAGAAAACUUACAAAAUGACCUAGAAAAAAAUAAACAAAGCAAGGAAGAAGAUGGCAGUGGUGAUAGUGCAUCAAAUGAUCCGGAAACUUCCACUGUACCAGAUGAAGAAGAUGAUCCCAAAGAAAAGAACAAGUUAAAACCUAAUUCUGGCAAUGGAUGUGACUUAGAAAAUUACAGAUGGACACAAACAUUGGAAGAGGUUGAGUUACGCGUUCCAUUACGUCAAGUGCUGCGUCCACGGGAUUUGACCGUUGUGAUUAGCAAACGUCACCUCAAAGUGGGCAUUAAGGGCCAGCCGCCUAUUAUUGAUGGCGAUCUGGAUGCCGAUGUGAAGGUUGAGGAAUCCACGUGGGUGCUUCAAGAUGGCAGGUCUUUGUUGGUUAAUUUGGAGAAGGUUAACAAAAUGAACUGGUGGGGUCGUCUUGUGUCCACGGAUCCCGAAAUAUCGACUAAAAAAAUUAAUCCAGAACCAUCGAAGCUGUCUGACUUGGAUGGUGAGACCAGAGGUCUAGUUGAGAAGAUGAUGUACGAUCAAAGGCAAAAGGAGAUGGGUUUGCCAACCAGCGAUGAACAGAAGAAGCAAGACGUACUUAAGAAAUUCAUGGAACAACACCCCGAAAUGGAUUUCUCGAAGUGCAAAUUUAAUUAAUCAUGAAUUAAAAUAUUAACCGUUACAUUUCAGUUGAACUAAAGUAACCAUUGUCUAUAUAGUCUAUGACGUUUCACAUUUUUGACAGUGCUCGGGAAAAUUAUUAUGUGACUUGACAUUUUGGUUAACGAACCUAACGGGGGCAAUUUUAUAUCACAGAGUGCGAACUAAAUUUCCCAUUUGACAAUUAAUUUUCAUAGGUGGAAUAUUUGUUAGUACUCUAACUCAUCUAUACUUUUUUUAAUAAUUUUAUGGCCUGGUAACGAGACCUUUAAGCCAAGUCUUAUUUUCGGUAUCUAACUUAUCUAUUAAUCUUAGCCAUAGACAUAUACAAUUCAAUUGUCUGUCAGGCAAUUUCUCAAUAUGUAAUUAAGUUAAUGUAAAAGGCCAACCUUCAGUUUUCGAUUACUGACCUUAUUAAUUUUUGUAUUACUAGUCGUUUGUAAUGUAUAAUUAUUGCAUAGAAUCACGACUAGUUUGAUCGCAAAGGAUUAUAACUCAGUUAAGCUGUCAGAAAUAAAGUGUUUUUUUU
This is a messenger RNA of Pieris rapae (cabbage white), 1730 nucleotides long. It is a transcript of the gene nudC, whose product is annotated as nuclear migration protein nudC. NCBI's taxonomy places the organism in Eukaryota, Metazoa, Arthropoda, Insecta, Lepidoptera, Pieridae. The transcript is spliced from 9 exons. Gene Ontology annotation, biological process: protein folding. The coding region runs from base 218 to 1198 and encodes 326 amino acids. Gene Ontology annotation, cellular component: cytoplasm. The record is from RefSeq and is a predicted model, not a curated record.